UUUCGAUAUAAAGCAUCAAUUACACAUUACCACACUAUUAUUCUUCUUCCUUCUUCUUCUUCUACUCCUUUUCAAAUCAAUUCAAACAUAUUCCCUCCUCCUUUAUACCCAUGAGCUACUACGACCACCAACAGCCACCCGUCGGGGCUCCCCCGCCGCAAGGGUUCCCUCCCAAGGAUGCUUACCCUCCGCCAGGGUACCCUGUCCAAGGCUACCCUGCAGCUCAAGGGUAUCCUCCGCCACCACCCCCACCGCCGGGGUAUGCCCCACAGUAUAGUCAACCUCCUCCCAAGAAUGAAACAACUGGUUGCCUUGAAGGAUGUUUAGCAGCACUUUGUUGUUGUUGUCUAUUGGAUGCUUGCUUCUAACAACGUCAGGAUCAUUGGGACUAUAUGAUCAAAGUUUAUAUAUGUACUUACAAUAUAAUGUUCCAAUGUCACAUUAUUGUAGUAUAUGACAAUCAUCACAUGUAACUUUGUUACCCUUAAUAACUUAUGUUGUUUAGAAAACAAUAUAUUCAAAUUAACUGCUUGCCUUUUUCUCUUUGUU
This is a messenger RNA of Cucumis sativus (cucumber), 549 nucleotides long. RefSeq names its product cysteine-rich and transmembrane domain-containing protein WIH1. The record is from RefSeq and is a predicted model, not a curated record. The transcript is spliced from 3 exons. The coding region runs from base 111 to 368 and encodes 85 amino acids. Gene Ontology annotation, cellular component: plasma membrane. NCBI's taxonomy places the organism in Eukaryota, Viridiplantae, Streptophyta, Magnoliopsida, Cucurbitales, Cucurbitaceae.